UAAACUCAAAUACACACUCACACACAUCCACUGUCAUCCACACAAACGCACACAUACAUUCACACAGCGCCAAACGCGUUUGCAAAUAGCCCGCCUGCCGCUUCCAGCGCUACGUUUCUUUUCAGCACGAGAAGACCUGUUGGAUGUUAGGCUACUUUUAUAGUGCGGAUUUGACAAAAGUGUUACUACUUUUCACGUUUUUCCUCGCUCUCUUCAGUGACAUCCUAAGUGACAACUUUUUUUGGGAUCUUCUCCUCAGUUCAACAAUUUUGGAGUUUAUGGGUGAAUAAAAACUUAAUUGCAUAUCAAAUUUCCGAACCGUACAGUUGGAUUAAAAUCAGCAUUUGAUGGGCAAAAUGAAUAAUUCCGUGAAAUAACUCACUUCUCCGGACCAAAGGAUUUCAAGUGAUAAUCACAGUGUAGCUUCUCCUCUCCUGGAGUGAAGAUGUGUCGGAGUGUGUGUGUGCCGGUGGCACUGCUGACUCUACUGGUGCUGACACUUGUGGUGCCCAUGGGCCAGGCCUGUCCCAGAAGCUGUAACUGCUACCAGGCCAGCGAAGUGCACUGUACCUUUCGUUCCUUACUCACCAUACCUCCUGGCCUGCCUGCACACACACGACGCAUAAACUUAGGGUUCAACAGCAUCAGCAGCAUCCAUGACAGUUCUCUGGCUGGGCUAAAGAGGGUGGAGCUUCUGAUGCUUCACAGCAAUGACCUCCACCAUCUUCCAGCUGCAGUGUUCAGAGAUAUGAAAUCACUACAGAUACUAAAGCUGAGCUAUAACAAGCUGAGCGAGAUCUCUUCAUCUCUGACCUUCUCUGGCCUGACCUCACUGCUGCGUCUGUACUUGGAUCACAACCUCCUCCAGCACAUCCACCCCCGGGCCCUGCUGCAGCUGCCUAGCCUCAGGCUGCUGCGUCUGCAGGGGAACAGACUGCAUCAGCUGCACCCUCACACUCUGUGCACACUGUCCCUUCUGAAUACAUAUUACUUCUCUACACUCAGACACCUAGACCUGUCCAACAACAGUCUAACCACUCUGCCCAGAGACACCUUAGCGACGUCACCUCUGCUGGAGACUCUUGUGCUGCAGGCUAAUCCAUGGAGUUGUGACUGUAGGAUGAACUGGUUUCUCACUUGGAGUCUGGCCCAUCCAGGCUUAAUGAAAUGUCCCAGUGGCCCUCAGUGUCCAAUCUGUGCCUCACCCAAUUCCCUUCAAGGGCAAGGCUUUCUUGAGCAGACUGACCUAUCGUGCACCUCGCCUGUCAUCCCCUCCCCAGGAAGAGACACACCUUUGGAAACAGAACUCAGUGAAAUCCAAUCAAGUGAAUCCUUCAGAGAGCCUUUAGGCAUAGCGUCUCUGGGUCUGUCUGACCAACAAGGGAACAGUGUUGAUCUGAGUUGCAACAUCAUUCAGUCUUCCCGGGAUAUUGCUCCUCUUCCAGAUCUCUCCCUUUCCUCCUCUUCCCCUCUCCCCCUUGCUAUGUCACUCUCCCUGGAUUGCCCUGUGGAGAGACAGAGCUAUGAGAAACUUUGGAGGAUCCUAGCUUACUAUAGUGAGACUGCAGUUCGCCUGGAGAGGGAGAUCAUGCUGAGUAAAACCCCGGCAUUGGCCUACCGCUACAGGCAGGCAGCAGAGACAGAUGGAUAUUAUCACACUGGAAUCAAGGCUUCUGUUAAAGCCAGACCACAAUGGCUGCUACAGCCAGCCAUUAGCAUUCUGCUAAACAGAGCACAGUCUAACGGACACAAAGUUCAACUUAUAUACUCAACAAGAGUUUCUGCUCAUCCUGACCAUACUUCUCAUCCCUCAAUAUCCUCCCCUGCUUCUCACCCAUGGGUGCUGAUUUCAACUAAUCAUACCAACACAGCACUGGCAGUAGUAGCAGGCAAUAAGGUGGAGCUAUCAUGCCCUCUUCUAAGUUCUGGUAACCCCAAAGUACAGUGGAUUCUCCCAGAUGGAUCCAAGCUCAUCUCCCCCUCCAGAAGCCUAGAUAGUAGACUCUGGGCCUCAACCUCUGGGUUACUUCUACACAAGGUGCAGCUCUCAGAUGCUGGGAUCUACUACUGCAUAGUCCAGGCAGGCAGGGAUGUAGAUGUUCUCCUCCUGCGCCUAGCAGUUGAGGAGUCCUCUGUUCCGCCUUCAGGAGAGCAAGUGGGACCUCGUGUCACUGGAACAGUUGGGGAGCCCAUCAGUCUGUCCUGUGAGGCAUCUGGUUCACCAGCGCCUCAUAUGAGUUGGGUGUUACCAGAUGGAAACAUAGUACGGUGGGAAUUGGCUGCUUCAGGUGGACUCACUAUACAAUCAAAUGGAAGUCUCUCUCUGCCUAAACCUUCUCAGAGGGAUGCUGGUCAUUACCGCUGCAUUGCGGUCAACCAGUAUGGUAGUGACUCUCUGUCCAUGCAGCUGGACUUAAACUCACGAUAUUCCCCUCCACUUAGGACUUCAUUUCCCCGAGGGCUACAGUCAGCUGCUGGCCGGUCAACCAAGAUACGGGCUCCAUUACUACGUCAAGUGGAGGAAGGAUCGGGGAAUGAAGAGGAAGAAGAAGUGAGAUCUUUUAUUGGCAAUAGGAAGCAUCCAAGACCUCUCCAACCUCCCCCAAACAGACGUUAUCCAAUCAGAAAACCUCAAAGACGUGGGCCUAUGAGAGAAGGCCCCCUGAGAAGAGGAGGAGGGCCUGUAUCAUCCACUGACCAGAGAAGAAAUCACUUUGAGAACAGACAUAGAGUUACCACAAACAAACAAAGGAUAGACCCUCAGAAAUGGGCUGACCUCCUGGCUAAGAUACGACAAAAGACUGCUCACACUAAUAACAGCCAGCCCAUCACAGCAGGAAAGCCCACAGCUGAACCGGUGGAAAGAGGCAAAGGCGGAGAUGCAGGAGGACAUGAAGGAGAUGAUGAUACAGAGAGAGGUAGAGCUGGGGAAGCAGGGGUGGAAGCAGAAGCUGAAGGGUCAUCUGUUGAUGAUACUGAUCUACAAGAGGAAGGCCUACAGCCCAUUCAACCUACUCUCACAGAAAUGCAAACACACACACAGAGAAAAACAGACACUGAAACAGACACAGAGAUAAAGACAGGGACAGAGAGGUCAACAGAAACACAGACAGAUAUAGAGAACGAGACAGAGACACACAUACAGACAGAGAAAACAGGUCCACAGACAGAGACAGUGACAAACCCAGAGACAUGGAAAGAACCAGUCACAUAUACGCCAAUCUCAGGAACAAAUGAAAUUGUCCCAGAAUCAGGUGAAGGAGAUGAACAAGAAGCAAACCCCAAGCCAUCAAGAACCAGGCCUCAGAAUCCCGAGCAGGGACUCUUUCCUAAUUUGGUUCCAAACUCCCGGCCUCAAAGCCCUUGGAACUCUCGCAGGAGGAUCGGACAGCGGAGACGACUCAUGAACAGGCCAAGGGGGCAACCUUUGACCCCACCUCGACCUCUCCCUAACCCUUCGAACCCAAGGCCACAAACUGCAGCACCUGACACUACAACAGAUCAAAUUAAUAUGUUGUUGCUGGCGUCAACAACCACAUCUCCAGCUAUUUUGUUGACACGGAGUUACCGCAUUAGGACUGCUCCAAACAGUGUGGCACUGAAUCCUCUGUCUCCCCCUGUUUCUAACACUCUUGGUGUCACCAUUUCAAAAUCUGCCUCUCCCUCAUCAACUCCCUCUCCCUCUCUCACCUCAUUAUCCCCCUCUCACACAAAGACACAUAUAGACAUGAUGACUCACUCAACCAACAUCCCAGACACUGCAGAGUCCACUCUCUUCAACACACCGAUACCAGCACCCACUCACUCUAAUACUGCAGUUGCACAGACACAUAUGCCAGACACACACGCUAUGACACAUACACGCGGCAUACAGACACACACAAAAACACACACAGCCUUAGGGAAACAUGUUGAUAGACCCCCACGCAAACACAGUGAAGAGCUGGAGAGGAAUUUGUUGGGUGUACCAAAUGUGUCCCACUCCUCCACCUCUCUCUCGCUCAUUCCCUCAGCCAUUGCUUCCUCCAUAGUCCCCAGUGCAGCUACAACUGCCACUACUACUGCAAAAAUCACAACAACUCCUUCAACUACUCUCAAGAGCACUCAUUCUACUAGUUCUGCUGGAAGCUCUACGAGUACAUGUACUACUACAGCUAGUGAGGACACACUUCCCACAACAACUACAGUUACACCUAUGACUACAAGUCCCAUCACGUCUACUACAACUACAAUUAUUAUUCCAACAUCUAGCACUACCAGAAGCACUACAACUGCUCUUACCUCUACUACUACCACCACAACUCCUAUUCUUACAUCUACAACUCCCACUACCACCACUACUUCUUCAUCUACUUCUACUACUACUUUAAUCACCACUACCGCUAUUAGUACUACGAUCUCAUUCAAAGCUAUUCCCACAACUCCUAUACCCACUACUACUACUACUGCCACUAGUACUAGAAUUAUCAUCUCAGCUAAAACUUCUCCAACCACUACAAGGGCAGCUACACCCAGUACACCUUCUACUACUACCUCAACAAUGACAUCAACAAGUACUAAAGCAUCAUCCAGAGAGAGGCCAAGCAUUGGCCAAGUUGACCCCAGAGGAAGGCCUGUUUCUGGGGCUCCAAACCAGAGUCGACACCCUACUGACUGGAAGAACCCCGGAGCUAAUUCUAUUCCUGAUUCACACAGCAGCAGGCCACACUUUUCCCCCUCCCCUUUGCUCCCUUCCGCCUCUGGGACCCCAGUUGUGAGAUCCAGACCGAGGAUUGCAGACCCACACAUCAGGACAGUGUCGUUCCCAGCUGAGAGCAUUGCCAGGCUAGCUUGUGAAGCUCAAGGAGAGCCGAAGCCCUCAAUCACAUGGACCAAGGUCGCCACAGGUACACAAGGAGCGGUGAUGUCAAUCCACUCCAGGGCUCAGCGUUUUGAGGUCUUGCCAAAUGGCACCCUUGUUAUCCAGAAUGUUCAGCUGCAGGACAGGGGCACAUACAUCUGCAGUGCACACAGCUUUCUGGGUCGUGACAGAUUGCUAACCACCCUGGAUGUGUGGACCCGCCCCCCUCGGAUGCAGCUGGCCAGCUACAGAGAAGCUACAAUUCAUCAGGGUGGAGAGCUGCACUUGGAGUGCCAGGCAGGUGGCGUUCCCACCCCUCUGCUUUCUUGGGUUCUACCAGAUCGCUCUGUCCUGACCUCCACUGCCCCCUCCACCAGUCGCAUAACUAUGGACACAAAUGGAACCCUCCAUAUCUCAGUAACUUUACCUAGUGACAGAGGAGUGUAUCGCUGUGUGGCCUCCAACUCAGCAGGUGCUGCCAGUGCCUCUGUGCGUGUACACGUGUCCUUGUUGCCCCCGGUGAUACAACAACCCAGAAACGAACACCUGCUCUUGUCUCCAGGGAGGCCAGUUUAUGCUCACUGCUCUGCACGAGGUGCCCCACCACCAACUCUGCGCUGGCGAAUCCCAGAUGGGACUCUAGUUCGGCCAUCCCAGUUUCUCCAUGGCAACCUUUUUGUCUUGCCUAAUGGGACACUGCAUGUGCGAAGAGUUGGGCCUAAGGACUCAGGGAAUUAUGAGUGCACUGCAAGUAAUGCUGUUGGAGCCGAUAAGAGAACAGUGAGGGUAGAAAUUGAAGGGGGAGCAGAAGGAGAAAGAAGACAGGGAGGAGCAAGAAAUGAAGGGGUAAAAGCAGUUGCUACUAAAAAACCUCCUUCAUCUUCACUACAUAAAGACAGAACUUUGUCCAUCCCCAACCACCCCUCAAAUCCAUUCAACUUCCCUAGACUCUCCCCUCCAUUGCCCCUUGAUAGAUCCAGGACCUUGCCGCCCAUCCCCAGCUCAUCUUCUUACCCUCACCAAACCAAUUCCACUAACUUACUUCCUAAAAUCAAUAAAACAGUCACUGCCUCCCCCGCACACUUGACCAACAUCAACAAAACAAAACCCUCCUCUCUCACCCCACCCUCCCCGGUUCCUACAAAUAACACCAAAGUCUUGCCCAGCAUUGUAAACAACACAAGAGUUACUUCUUCUACUCCCUCUGACAAUAACAGAGCCUCAGCUGUUUUGCAACCCUUGCCCGUCUCCCCCUUCAGUAAAGCUCGAAUUAUCUCUUCUUCACCCUCCAUCACUACUGUACACUAUGGCGGGAUUUUGCAGCUUCACUGCUCUGUAACUGGCAACCCAUCACCCAUCAUCAUUUGGAGGACCCCCAACAGGAAACUGGUGGACAUGCACUUCAGUUUUGACCGACGUCUGAAGGUGCAUCCUAAUGGCACCUUGUCAGUCCAGGCAGUAACAGAGAAGGAUGCUGGAGACUACCUGUGUAUCGCACGCAACAAGGUCGCAGAUGAUUAUCGCCUCCUGCAUGUCUCUGUGGCUACCAAGCCUGCCAAGAUCGAGCCCAAGCAGCCGCUCAAUCAGAUGGUGUUGUUUGGCAAUCCACUGAAGAUGGACUGCCAGGCAUCAGGACUGCCUGACCCAGCUGUCCGUUGGAGCUUACCAGAUGGAACGAUGGUGAACAGUGUAUUGCAGGGAGAAGACAGAGGAGGGCGAGCACGGAGGCUAACUGUGUUUGACAAUGGGACGUUACUGGUUCCAGCAGUGGGUAUCGGACAAGAAGGAGAGUAUACGUGCUAUGCUGAGAAUCAAGGAGGUCAAGACACCAUGAAGGUCAAAGUAAAGGUCAUGAUGACAUCUCCACCAACCUUCACUAAUGGCAGAAGCUACCACGUCAUCAAAGUACGUCAGGGGGCAACUGCCAAAAUUCACUGCCAGGCUACAGGAGAUCCUGCCCCGGCAGUGACAUGGUUUUCGCCGAUGCGCAGUGUCAUCCCACGAAGUUUGGGAUCUGGUUUUUAUCCUGAGCGGGUUGUGGUGGUUUCGGAUGGAACUCUGGAAGUGCGUCUGGCUCAAAAGAUUGACACAGGAAACUAUACAUGCCGAACAAGCAACUCAGCCGGGGAGAGGAGCAUGGUGGUGGGCCUAGAAGUGGAGGCUCCUAACCAUGGACAGAGUGGCCAGGUGGGAGGAAGAGGUUGGAGUACUAGCAAUGGGCCUGGUAGUAGUCAUAGCAGUAGAUCAGAGGACAGCAUUAAUAAUGCAGGGAUAAACCAGUAUGGAUUUACAAAUGGAGUCACAAGCAAACUUGGUAGCAAUAACAGCAGUAAUAAUGGCUAUAGUGAUAAUAAUGGCAAGAUAAGAAACAUUGUACCAAACACUGCCGUUAACAUAGCAACCAGUGACUUUAAUACUGCCCUUAGGAGUGAUAGUCAAAAUGAAUUCAACAGGCCUGUCAGUGGAAAUACAACCCAACAUGGUAGCAGUGUAAUCAGUGUCGGGGUCAGCAUGGCUAGGAAUAUAGGCAUUAAAGCAGAUAACAUUGGAAUAAAUAGAAAUGGACCUGGCAUUAUGAGUAGUAGUAAUAGUGUGGGUAACAGUCACAGCACAGUCAGAGGAGAUAGUGUACAAAGGAAUCCUGCAACUAAUGACGUCAUUGCAGGAAAGGCUAGUUAUGACGCUAACACCAGUAGAGACAGUGGCAGGAUAAGUGGUAUUUCUAGAAAUGCUGGAGUUUUAAGCAGCAGUGUGUCUAAUUAUGGGGCUUUUACUGGCACACUCAGAGGAAAUGGGUUCAGUAGGAGUAGCAAUAUAGGAGUGACCAAUGAUAACAGCAGCAAUAGUGUUGGUUUGAGUAGUACUGGAAGAGCUGCUAGUAAUACAGGUACUAAAAAUUUUACUAACACAGUUGUGGGUGUGGUAACGACAGUGAAGCAGCGAGCGGUGAAAGGCCAAACUGUACUUUUGCCAUGCCCCUCCCAAGGCUCCCCUCCUCCUCGUCUGGCCUGGCUUCUGCCAGGUAAUGGUGUGUUGCCAGCUCCUUAUUACGGCAGCCGACUCACUGUGCACCGAAACGGCUCCUUGGAGCUGCGAGGAGUGCGGGUGAGUGAUGACGGGACAUUGGUAUGUGUGGUUAGGGGUGAGAGAGGAGAGACGAGGAUACAGGUGAAGCUGGAGGUCUUUGAGCCACAAGAGGAGGCCAGAUCUCCACAAAGGGGACCGGCUGUGGAAAGACCUGUGCAGGAAAGUGCUAGUUUAAUUGAGACGCCUCGCUCAGGAGCCUUAUUGGAUUCAGCUCAAUCCUUAAGCUCAAGGCCAGUGUUGCCUGAGACGCUUCAUCCAAGAAUCCCAGUUACUCAAAAGCCUCUACACAGAGGCCCGUCUUCACCUGCUGCACCUCGUCCAGUUGGCCCUCCACCUCGCUCAACUGGCCCUGUCUCACAGCCAGCAGUGAGCACCAGAACGGCUCCCUUGUUGAGCAUCAUUAAUGGAGAGACCCUGCGCCUGCCUUGCGCUGCUUCUCAAACUCAUGGAUACACCCAGGGCUCUCUUUCAUGGACCAUGCCCAGUGGCAAGGUACUGUCCCGGGGUGAGAGUGGUGACUCAGCCCGAUACCAAGUCCAAGAGGAUGGAACACUAACAGUGCAACAGGCCUCCGUGUUCGACCGCGGCAGCUACACCUGUAGAUCCACCGGUCACGACUCCUCCGCAGUUUUAGUCAUCACGGUUCCCGUUAUCGUCAUCGCCUACCCCCCACGCAUCACAAGAGGGCCCUCCCCUGUGACCUACACACGCCCCGGGGUUGCUGUGGAGAUGCCGUGCCUGACCAUAGCAACACCCCAGGCAAUAGUUACUUGGGAGACACCAGACCUUACACAGCUGAGAGUGAUGGGUCAGGCUCGUAUCUAUGGCAACCGCUACCUUAGUCCUCAGGGUUCCUUGGUGAUACAGAACCCGACAAGUAGGGAUACAGGAUUUUACAGAUGCACCGCCAAAAAUGUAAUAGGAGCAGACACCAAGGCAACCUACCUGCAUGUUAUAUAAUGGGGUGAAGCAAACACACACACACACACACACACACACACACACAAACAUGCAGUAGAAAGACAGAGACUACCAGUCUUCUGAACUGGUGAAUGAACUCCUCUGCUGUUAACACUAAAUGUCCUACAUGCCCAAAGAAACUGCAAGGCUCCGUGCAGGAGAUACUGCUGAAUCUCAGAAAAGACACUACUAAUAUACAGGUGUAUCUCAUGUAUGUAUUUUUAAUGUAUGACUUUGUUUUCAAUACUGUAAGGUUUUUAUAUCAGGAGUUGGAAGAUUCUCUGCUGCUGAUACAGUGCAUUUUUCUCUGUAUAAACAAAUCAUUUGUGUUUAAGGAGGGUACCCUUAACCUGUUGUGCCUUGUUCUUGAUCUCAUCAGCCUAAAACCCAUAAUGAAGAGAUGGAAAUAAAAUGCACAACAUAUUUGCAGUAACAAAUGUAAAUGCCUAAAUCUGUAUUAAUUACAGUUAAUAUCUCACUCGCUUUUGUGUAAAAAAACCCCUGCAGCUUUUGAGGUUUCAUUCUUCCACCUUUGCGCACGUAAAACAAUUUUAAACUGAAGAAUUGCAAAACCCACCCCCCAAAAAACAUGUUGGUGAUGCUUAAAUACAAGCAUGCUUUACUUGGUUUCUUUAUUUCAUUACUUUAUGCAUUCAUCCACUAACACUGAACUACAGCAUUUUACUGACCGGAUCACUGAAUAUUGUAGACACAACACAACAUCAAACAAAGAGUCUGUUUGAUUAUGAUUCACCCAAACAUCAGCUUCUUCAGGACUUUUAAAACCUGUUUACUCUUCUUGUGACUUAUUUGUGGGUUUCAAACCUUGACAAAUAUUAUUCUACCACCAUCGACUGUAUCUCACAAUCUCAAAGCAGUACUGGCAGAAUGAGAUACGGUACAAAGCAUUCAUAUAAACACAAUAGUCAAUUCUUUGAAGCGUGAUCUUAGUGAUUAUUUUUAUAUUAAAGAUUGUAUAAAUGUGCGUGUGGUUCAAGAGCCUGCCCUAAGCUUGUGCACAAAGCCAGCAGCUCAUAGUUAUCAUGUUUCCUGUUUUCUUUGAUGUUUUUAUUUUGUCUUUAAAUUAUUUGUCUUGUGAAGACGCCAGUGUUUUUGUCAUAAAGGGAGAAAUUAUUAAAUACUAUUAUGAAUGUU
Messenger RNA from Siniperca chuatsi (mandarin fish), 10042 nucleotides. RefSeq names its product matrix-remodeling-associated protein 5-like. The record is from RefSeq and is a predicted model, not a curated record. Gene Ontology annotation, cellular component: extracellular region. The transcript has 12 exons. Gene Ontology annotation, molecular function: protein binding. The coding region runs from base 446 to 8887 and encodes 2813 amino acids. Lineage: Eukaryota; Metazoa; Chordata; Actinopteri; Centrarchiformes; Sinipercidae.